CUCGUGCAGAUGGUGGCCGCGGAAAGCGUGGGUCUCGCGCUGCUGUGGGUGACGGUGGCAGUGCUGCAUAUAUCCGCACUUAUCGCAGGGUUCCUGGACCUCGACGUCAUGUUUCAUUUUGUUAUUGCGUUUACCAGUUAUCUGGUCAUCACGCACCUCUUGCUUAACGGAUGGCUCGUGCGCAUAUACUGGGAUAAAAUAAGCCGGUCAAAGGCAGUAUUACUUUAUGUCACAUUCACCAUUCCUCUUUACUUGUUGUUGUUCCGCGUCCGGCAUGCUGUGGCCGCCUUUCGUGGAAAGAACCAGGUCGUGGCUCGGCGGGAGGCUCUGAAAGCCAGGUACGCCACCUCUAUCGAAAACAGUGCCGUCGUGGAAUUCCCAUCUUUAAGUGCGGCAGUGCGUCGCGCGAGCUGCGUUCCUCUCAGCACUGAAAUGUCGACGAAUGGCUCCCAAGGCGACAGUGAAGUCCCUCUUAGUUCGUGGGUCGUCACAGAAACAAACGUGGAUGCCGGCAGCAAGUUGAUCAAGAUGAGCUCCGACGACGUAGGGGUGAGGGAGCCGAAUAGCUUUUCGCAUCUUUUCAUGAGUGAUUUAUCCGAGCUCGUCGCCGGCAGGAAGACGCUCUCAUUCCACUUCGUCUUGAAUGCGAAUAACGACAUCAUCCACGUCUCGAAGACCAGCACCCUGCCCAACGGACUGCCAGACCGGGUUCUCAGCCUAAGUCCUCUCACAGUUUGCAAUGAUACCCAUUACUUGAUCAACCUCAGCCAAGGCACUGGGUAUGAGGUUGUCGCUAUAGCAGCGAGAAAUGAAAAAUCCUGUGUUACUGUUACACAGGCUAACUAUUCAUCAUUUAUAUGGUGUUUUACACUGUACAGCACCGCCCUCUUGGUCUAUGGACUGCUAGUGAACUUAAGUUAUAACGGCAGAGCCACCGGGUUGUAUCACGCCGGCUGGAUGUUCACAGCCGCCGCCUGGUUCCUCACGUGCCGGGGUGUGGACGAGCCUUGGACUGACACCUUCGCCAAGAUACCGCUGCGGUUGUGUUUCACCGUAUGCCGAAUCGUUCUGAUGUGUGCCGUCGCCUUGGGCGGGCUGGGCAACGUCGCCAUCAUGUACCUGAGCGCCAAAGCAGCGGGAUAUCUCGCCCUGGUCGGGGAGUUAGUCUACAAGAAUCUCAGAAGGAAUGUGCGUCUUUGGGGCGACGUCGUGGACCGGUAUUUCUUCGACAAGACUUUGGUGAUGAGCUACCAAGGGGGCGAGAGCGUCGUCUGCUGCGGUUGGGCCAUUUGGUGUCACGUCUGCCAGCCCUCCGAGCAUAGCCUCGCCCUGCUCGUCGCUGUGUUGCUGGGCCAGGCUGCUGGGAUGAUUUACCUGAACUUCGUGAGAAGGUUUCUGAAAGAGCCCUUCAAGAAUCCUGUGCGCAUCCUUAUGAUGGCGAAGGACAGACUGAAUGCAGCGGAGAAAAGUAUCUGAUAUAUUUAAAGAAAAUUCGUGUGUCUUCAUAUUUGCUUACUUAGUUGUGCAGUGUGUGUAAGGUACAUAGGUAACUACAUUGUCAGUAAGUAUGGACUUGUACAUAAGAACUUUUAUACUCUUUAUCACCCAAGGAAUAUCGGCAAAGUUUCCUUAGUAAUGUAAAUAGGUCUUGUAAACAUAAUUGGGUCAAUAUGUAGAAGAGGGUAGUGGGUUAUUUUCGAAACAAUUUUGAUAUUUUUCUGCAUGAAGUCCACUGCUUUCAACGAUUCUAGACAUUGUUACUGCCUGUAAUGAACUCAAGUCGUUUUACUUAACUAUUUGGUAUUUGUUACCGAGAGCGAAGCACCCACAAGAGACGAAAUCCUAAAGCCA
This is a messenger RNA of Penaeus indicus, 1851 nucleotides long. RefSeq lists its product as uncharacterized. The record is from RefSeq and is a predicted model, not a curated record. NCBI's taxonomy places the organism in Eukaryota, Metazoa, Arthropoda, Malacostraca, Decapoda, Penaeidae. The transcript has 5 exons. Bases 10 to 1476 code for a protein of 488 amino acids.